AUGAGCAUCGACUUCAAGGCCGGGCUCAAGAAGGCAGGGACGCGACCCGGCCCCGAGCCCAAGGCAGCUGCCGCGCCCGAGAAAGUGGACUUCAGGGCCAUGCUGGGUAAGAAGGGGGGCGGUGCUGCGGCACCCAAACCGGGUCCCGGAGCCGGAGCUGGGGCAUCGCCCGCCAGCGGGGGCGCCUCUGACUUCAGGUCCAUGCUGAAGAAACCAGGAGGAGCCGGAGCCGGACCAGCACCAGGACCAGCAGGACUCAAACCCGUCUCCAAGGACAAACAAAAUGGCAUCAACGGCGUGGAGAAGUCUGCACCGACACCUGACAAGAAGGCACCGCCGGAAAAGAAAACAAGCAUCGGGGACAAGAAGGCGCCCGCCGCCGCCGAGCCCAAGAAGGAGGAGAAGGUGGUGGUGGAGAAGAAGGCUCCUGCUGCCGCUGCUGCUGCUGGAGGGAAGCAGCCCAGCUUCGGCAAGGCGCCCAGCGACGUGACCGUGGCGGAGGGCCAGCGGCUGCACCUGCAGUGCGAGGUGACGUCGGACCCUGCGGCCACCGUCACCUGGGCGCUGGACAACAAGGUCAUCAAGGCGUCCAAGUUCAUCGUCCUGGCUCAGGAUGGAGGGAAGUGUUCCCUCACUAUUGACAAGACCUUGCCCGAGGAUGCUGGACGCUACACAUGCAAAGCGGAGAAUGCAGCAGGCAAAGCCGAGUGCUCCUGCAAAGUCAUCGUCUCUGAGCCCACAGAUGCUGCCACAGGUGACAAGAAGUCUGCGCCCACAACAGAGAACGAGGCCCUUAUAAAGAAGAAACAAGCUCCCAAAUCUCCUACCAAACAGGGGUCGGGUCCUCAGGUGACCCAGUUCCCCAGCGAUCAGACCAUCCUGGCGGGGAAGAAGGUGGACCUGCUCUGCAACUUCACUGGUGCCGCGCCCAUCACCUGCACCUGGAUGAGGUUUAAGAAGCCAAUCCAGUCAGGAAAUGCGGGUAUCACCAUAGAGACCACGGAGAACAGCAGCCUGCUGACCAUCGCCUCCAGUGAGCAGGACCACUCGGGCAGCUACCACGUGGAGCUGCAGAACAAGUUUGGAACUAAAAAUGCCUCGCUCAACCUCUCCAUCGUAGACAAGCCAGAUCCCCCAGCCCGCGUGCCAGCGGCCUCGGACAUCCGCGAGUCCUCGCUGACCCUCUCGUGGUACGGCCCCACAUACGAUGGUGGCAGCAUCGUCAAGUCUUACAACCUGGAAAUCUGGAACUCGGUUGACAAGAAGUGGACGGAGCUGGCCUCCUGCAACAGCACGUCCUACUCGGUACAGAAGCUGCAGCAGGAUCGCGAGUACAAGUUCCGGGUGCGCGCCGUCAACAUGUAUGGAGUCGGGGAGCCCAGCGCCGAGUCUGUGGCCGUCACCGUGGGAGCGCAGCAGGUCAAAGAGACAAAGGGAGAAGAGGUAGAGGCUCCAGAUGACAAUGAUGAGAAAGAGCAGGAGUACAGAGAUGUGGUGGUGAAGAACUGCAGCGUGAAGGACUACUAUGACGUGGAGGACAGGCUGGGAACAGGCAAAUUCGGACAGGUCUUCAAGCUGGUGGAGAAGUCCACAAAGAAGGUGUGGGCGGGCAAGUUCAUCAAGGCCUUCUCGGCCAAGGAGAAGGACAACGUUCGGCAGGAGAUCGACAUCAUGAACAGCCUGCACCACCCCAAGCUGGUGCAGUGCAUGGACGCCUUCGAGGGCCAGAAAGACAUAGUCAUGGUCUUGGAAAUGAUCUCUGGUGGCGAGCUGUUUGACCGCAUCGUGGACGAGGACUUUGAGCUGAGCGAGAGGGAGGUGAUCAAGUACAUGCUGCAGAUCAUCGAUGGCGUGGCCUUCAUCCACAAGCAGGGCAUCGUCCACCUGGACCUCAAGCCCGAGAACAUCAUGUGUAUCAACAAGACCGGCAGCAAGAUCAAGCUGAUCGACUUUGGUCUCGCCCGGCGGCUAGAGAAUUCUGGUGGCCUGAAGGUGUUGUUUGGCACCCCUGAGUUUGUGGCCCCAGAGGUGAUCAACUAUGAGGAGAUCGGCUACGCCACGGACAUGUGGAGCAUUGGAGUCAUCUGCUACAUCCUGGUGAGUGGUUUGUCCCCCUUCAUGGGCGACAAUGACAACGAGACCCUGGCCAACGUUACCUCCGCCACCUGGGACUUUGAGGACGACUCCUUUGAGGAGAUCUCCGAGGAGGCCAAGGACUUCAUCAGCAGCCUCCUGAAGAAGGCCAUGAAGGCGCGUCUGACCUGUGUGCAGUGUCUGGAUCACAAGUGGUUGAAGCAGGACACAGCCAAGAUGGAGGCCAAGCAGCUGUCCAAGGAGGCCCUGAAGAAGUACAUCCUGAGGCGCAAGUGGCAGAAAACAGGAAAUGCCGUGAGAGCCAUCUCCAGAUUCCACUCCAUGGGGAUGCUUGGGGGCGGAGCCGGGCCCAAGAAAUCACCCACGGAUGAGGAUGCCCCAUCUCCGUUCCUGGAGAGUCUGGAGGACGAGUCGCGCACCCCGGCCGCCCCCACCUUCAUCACCGUCAUCCGAGACGUGGAGGUGGUGGAGGGCAGCGCUGCCCGCUUCGACUGCAAGAUAGAGGGCUACCCGGACCCGGACGUGGUGUGGUACAAGGACGAGCAGCCCAUCAAGGAGACGCGCCACUUCCAGAUCGACUACGACGAGGACGGCCACUGCGCCCUGGUGAUCAGUGAGGUGUGCCCCGACGACGACGCCAAGUACACCUGCAAGGCCGUCAACCGGGAGGGCGAGGCCAGCUGCACGGCCGAGCUCAUGGUGGAGUUCAUGAACGAGGAAGGGGAGGAGGGCGAGGAAGAGGGCGGCGAAGAGGAGGAGGAGGAGGAGGAAGAGGAGGAGUAAAUGGAGGAGGAGGAGGGGGAAAGGAUGAAGAUGGAAGAAAAGGAAGGGAGGAGGAAUGAAGGAGGAGGAGGAGAGGAAUGUAGGGAGAAGAGGAGAUGUGGACUCUUAUAGGAGGGAUGAUGAUGAGGAUGGUGGUGGUGGCGAUGGUGAUUUCUCCUUCUUGAUAUAAAAAGUUCUUAUUUCGGUAAUGCUUUACUUUACGGUACAGUUAGCAUACGUAAUUACUGUGUACUUUCUGGGUAAUAA
Molecule: messenger RNA, 3123 nt
Organism: Engraulis encrasicolus (European anchovy)
Lineage: Eukaryota; Metazoa; Chordata; Actinopteri; Clupeiformes; Engraulidae
Gene: mylkb
Product: myosin light chain kinase b
Exons: 18
Coding region: 1-2877 (958 amino acids)
Biological process (GO): protein phosphorylation
Molecular function (GO): protein kinase activity; ATP binding; protein binding
Source: RefSeq, a predicted model, not a curated record